Sinocyclocheilus rhinocerous is the source of this 619-nucleotide messenger RNA. RefSeq names its product cilia and flagella associated protein 410 (gene cfap410). Gene Ontology annotation, molecular function: protein binding. Gene Ontology annotation, biological process: cytoskeleton organization. The transcript has 4 exons. The coding region runs from base 134 to 619 and encodes 161 amino acids. NCBI's taxonomy places the organism in Eukaryota, Metazoa, Chordata, Actinopteri, Cypriniformes, Cyprinidae. The record is from RefSeq and is a predicted model, not a curated record.
GCGCUGUUGUCAUGGAGACGCAGUGAGGCGCAUGCGCAGUGAGUGACGCACCGCAGCGCUGUGGCGAUGAUCACUGAACGCGUUUGAGGUCGAUAUCGACGCAUUUCCAAUCGAAAUCUUAACAUUUAUCAGCAUGAAAUUAACGCGUAAACUCGUUCUAGCUCGGGCUAAAGCAUCGGACCUGGAAAGCGUGAAGAAGCUGAACUGCUGGGGCUGCAAUCUGACAGAUAUCUCUAUAUUUGUGGAGAUUCCUAACAUCGAGGUUCUCACACUGAGUGCUAAUCAGAUCUCGUCUCUGGAGCACAUCUCGUCGUGUCAGCACCUCAGCGAGCUGUAUCUGAGACGCAACAGCAUCCCGAGUCUGUCGGAGCUGAAGCAUCUGCAGCAGCUGAGCCGUCUGAAGGUGCUGUGGCUCGCCGAGAACCCCUGCUGUGAUGCUGAGCCGCACAGAUACCGCAUGACCGUCAUCAGAAACCUGCCCGGCCUGCACAAACUCGACAACCAGGGUGAGCCCAUUCAUCAGUCACUCGAGGACAAUACAGCUGUGAUGUUGGUCAAAUCAGAGUAUCACCUGCAACAGAAAUAUGAUCAAAUGCAUCAUAUAUUAUAUUAUAUGUGA